UUGACGCCGUGCGCCUGUGUGUUGGCGGAGCAGGUACGGCGCGAACCCAGUGCCUGGAGUUUCAUUUAACAAGCUCUGCCACCCAACAUGUAACAAAGCAAGUGUGGAGGCAGUUUGCAACCAAGUAUGGACUUUUCGGGAAAGUUAAGACACACUUUCUUACUCUUGGGGACGUUUCUAUCUACGGCUGGGCUUGCUCUCGGGGCAUCUUUUUUUGGAGAGAGCUAUGUGCAUCUGAAAAUAGCAGAGGCCUCCAGCAAGUCGUCAUUAAGUUUACAAUUUCAAACCGCAAAAUCAAGUGGAUUACUUUUCCUUGCGGCAGGGGAAACCGAUUACUGGUUGGUGGAGCUUUGGUCUGGGCAUGUACAGGUAAAAUUGGAGCUUGGUUCUGGUGAAAAGGUUCUCCGCUCUGAAAGAGGGGCGGAGCUAAAUGAUUUGGCAUUGCACAUGUUGGAAGUACACCAUGAAGGUGAUGAUGUAACCCUGAUAAUCGACAAGCACAACACUAGUGUGAAGAUUCCAGAACGCCAUGAACUUAACAUUCAACAUGGCAUUUAUGUAGGAGGUACUGGUGAGUUUGAUAAACCUUACCUGGAAGGAGCUGCAGAUUCAUUCCGCGGUUGCAUUGAUGAGGUGGUUUUCAACCAGUACGACAUCUUGUCCUCUUUGAGAACAUAUUCCGGCUUUAAAUUUGUUCAUGAGGUUUCAGCGGGCUGCAGUGAUGAUUUUUUUGCUGAAGACAGCGAUCCUAUCAGUCUAUUUAGUUCCAAAUCGUAUCUUGAAUUUACUACAUGGAAUGCACACGAGGAAGCAGUGUUUGAAUGUGCUGUAAGCACUGCUGAGUCAUUGGGACUGUUGCUAUAUAAUGCUGGCCAACAAGGUGAUUUUAUUACGAUGGAGAUUGCAGAGGGAUUGAUUCGAGUGGUUGUUGGGAAAUCUGGAAAGACGACACACCUCACUUCUCCAAGUCAAGUUAAUGACAACAUUUGGCAUUACAUUAAGCUGCAAGUGACAUCUAAGCGUAUUUAUCUCACUGUGGAUAAGGAAACCAUAAAGGCUACUCUGAGUCCUCGUGGCAAAAAUCUUAAGUUGUGGGGUCCACUGUUUAUUGGCGGCAUUGAUGAAAGCAACCGUGUUGAGGUCUUGAAGAUUGGUCUUCAGUCCCUUGCAGGAAGAAAAGCAAGAGGAGGAUCCUUCAGGGGUUGCCUAAAGGAUAUCAAAGCAAACUCGGAGAACAAAAGCUUGAAAAACGUGCUUGCGACAAAAGAUAUUUCAGCUGGAUGCACAGCGGUGAAAGAACUUUCUUCAACCGCUAAAACGACCCCUGCGCAAAUUCAAGUUAUUUCAACAACUUCCACUCUGCAGAAGGCACUUAAAUCCACAGAAAAGCCGAAGACGAAGAAAUUCCUGACUCUCAACAAUCUAGUAGUUGCAGAGGGAGGACAGGCAGCGCUAGAGACUAAACACAUACAAUUGAACCUGGAGUUCAAUAAGUUAGGUCUACAACAGUCACAAAUAGUAUUUAAGAUAGCAAAGCAUCCAAAGCAUGGAAAUCUGAAAUUGGACACUGAUUCAGAGCAUGAGCAGAAUUCAUUCACAUUGUCGGACCUCUGGCAUGAAAAAGUACUUUAUGUUCAUGAUGGAUCUGAGCAUUCCCAUGAUCAGUUCUUGUUUUCUGUCAUUACAAAUAACAUGUCCCCAAAACACCUGAAAGGAGACAAGCUGUAUAUUUUUAACAUUACUAUAACUCCAACCAAUGAUGCUCCAGAGCUUGUCCUCCCAGAAGGUAACAUAUUCAGUUUGCUAGAGAAUUCCAAGAAAUGUCUUGCCAGCAAUGUGAUUAAGGCCAUUGAUGUUGACACUAAUUCAACAGAACUUCAUUUCACCAUUCUAGGUAAUCUUAAUGCAAAUGCAGGAUUUUUGGAAAAUGCCAUUAAUCCAGGUACUCCUAUCAGCACAUUCUCCAACACUGAUCUGGAAGAAGGAAACGUAUACUACAUUCACCGGGGUGUUCGUACCUCAAGGAUUGUGUUGCGUGUCAGUGACGGUGAUACAGUGAGCAACACUGUCGUUUUGCGUGUAAUGGCUGUACCUGUGGAUUAUAAAGUAGUCAAUAAUACAGGUAUGGUAGUGAGACAGAGUGAUGCAGCCUUAAUCACCAAUUACAAUUUGUCAGUUGAAACUAAUGCAGUUAAUCAGGAAGUGGAAAUACGUUAUAAUAUUGCUAAACCUCCAACGUAUGGAGAAAUUCAACGCCUGCAUUCUGGUGGAGAAUGGAAGCAAACUAAUUCUUUUUCUCAGCGAUCAGUCGGUCGGAGCCGAAUACGAUACUUUGGCAUUUAUCAUAAACUUCAGACUAGAAAUGUUACUGAUAUGUUCAAAUUUAAAGUUAUUAUAGGGAGCAAAACGAGUGAGGAGCUGGUUUUUCCCGUAACCGUGAAGUGGUUUAAUUUCAAGCUCCUAAAAAAUCUUUGGUUAAAGAUUAAUAAAGGGAAGAAACAAGCGCUCACCUCUGAGAAUCUCCAUGCUGUCAUAGAAGGUGUUAGCAUCCCUGAGAGUGAGCUACGCUACACGUUGGUGACUGUACCCAAGAGAGGACAACUUCUGAUGGAUAGCAAGAUAUUAACACAGAAUUCUUCUUUCAGUCAGAAAGAUGUAUCUGCUCAGAGGGUGGAAUAUGAACCAAUUGGAAAGCUUCAUGAAGACAAAGAAGACUUUUUCAGCUUUCUGCUUUCCUUCAAGCAAGUAGUAUCAGUAAAGCAUAAUUUCCAUAUAUUUAUUAAAGCUGAUGUCAAUUCUAUUAAUUUAACAAAUAAUGGUCUCAAUUUAGCGGAGGGAGAAGGAGAACUAAUAACAAGAGCAGAAUUAUAUGCAGAAACCUUGAACACUAAAAAGUUCUUGUACUCUAUUGUACAGAGUCCCAGACAUGGCAAAUUGAAACGAAUCAAUCGCUCUGAUUCAACUGAUAGUAAUGAUAAUAUAACAUCCUUUACUAAUGAAGAUAUUGUUGGACAUCGUCUCAUGUAUGUGCAUGACAAUUCUGAGUCUACACAUGAUGAGUUUAUAUUUGAGGCCGCAGGCAAUUCGGAAACUGGCUCUUUAUCUGUUGUAGGGUCGUUCACCAUAACUAUUCAACUAAAAAAUGAUGAGAAGCCCAUUCGUGUUGUAGACAAAGUGUUCCAUGUGGUAAGGAGUGGUCAACGGCUGUUAACCUCUGAAGAUCUUCGCUACCACGAUCCCGAUUCGGACUUUAAUGAUGCGCAGUUGUUGUACACCCGCCGUGGUAUCUCAAAUGGUGACCUAGUUUCAGUAAAUGACCACUCCAAAAAACUCUUCCAGUUCUCUCAAGAAGACCUUGAGAAGAAACGUGUUCUUUUUGUGCAUCAUGGUGCAGACAGUAGCAGAUUUGUCUUGUUCGUUACUGAUGGCAAACACUACACGUCGUCUCUACUGGAAGUGAGAGCCUCUGAUCCGUACAUUCAAAUAGCCAACAACACAGGUCUUCUGGUGCAGAAGGGACAAGGAGAGUCAAUAACAACAGCUAAUUUCAGUGUUAAUACAAAUCUUUACAUCGCAGACGAAAGUGAAAUUAUUUAUAGAGUGUUUCUGUUACCAAAACAUGGGGCACUGUAUUUAAAUGAUAUACGCACAGAGUCUUUCACACAGAAUGAUCUGAGGAAGGGAAGCGUCAUGUACCAACAUGACAACAGUAACAACCUUGUGGACAUUUUCAAUUUCACAAUAAAGGUCAAGAAUAUGCUGCUGGAUGGGGGUGUUAAUGUUCGUAUAUACCUGGAAAGCCAUCAGCGUGCUCCAAAAAUUGUGCACAACAGCAAUUUGUUGGUUGAGGAGGGAAAACCCGUGAAGAUCAGCAAAACAAAUCUGCAGGUGAUUCAUGAGGAUAAUCUGCCAUCUGAAAUAAUUUACAAAGUGAAUGUUGCACCUGCUCAUGGCUACAUACGAAGCUUUACAGAAACAGAAGGGUUCUACGUUGGUACAGAACAUAAUCCCAUCCAGUACUUUAGUCAACAAGACGUAAAUGAUGGCAGUAUCCAAUACGUGCAAGUGAGAAGAAAUCAGACAAAGGAUAUUUUUACCGUGGACAUCUCUAAUGGAAUAGUAGAACUGUCUGAAAUUCCUAUCCUGAUCGAUAUUAUUCCAACCCUGAUUCCUGUCAAAAUACAUAACUUUACAAUAGAGGAAGGUGCAUCUAAGGCAUUGACUGAAGACUUUAUAAAAAUUGCAAGUCCACAUUUUGCAGAGCUUAAUUUUGAAUAUUUAUUAAUAAAAGUACCAAACCACGGGCACAUAGAGAACUCCCAUUUUCCUGGACAGACUCUCUUGUCAUUUGCUAGACAUCAGGUUGAGGAAGAGUUUAUUUACUACGUUCAUGAUGACAGCGAGAGUCUUUGGGAUAACUUCUCCAUAAUGGUGAACGAUAUCCAGUUAAGAAAACAGAGUUUGCUUUGGACAGUUUUCAUUAACAUUAUACCUGUGAAUGAUGAACCCCCCAUCAUUGUUACUAAAAAAGAAUUUAAAGUAUGGGUUGGCUCAAUCACAGAGAUAACAAAAAAUGUUCUGAAUAUAGAAGAUAAAGACUCGAUCCCCAAAGAAUUAGUUUACUCUGUCACUCCUCCGAGCAAUGGCCACCUUGCUCUAAAGAUGUCACCAAAUAAGCAUAUCGUCAACUUUACCCAGUUUCAUAUAAAUAAUGGUCAACUUGUCUUUGUUCAUAAUGGAGCCAUGUCAGGUGGAUUUAAUUUUCAGGUUACGGAUGGAUUAAACUUUACUCCUCGACAAAUCUUCACCAUUACAGCCGCAGCUUUAGUGAUAAACAUGGAAACAAAUAAUGGUUUACACAUCUUCCCAGGAAUGUUACAAUUGAUUAAUUCCCAACAUUUAAAAGCUGUAACCAAUGAUGCCAACAUUGAAAAUCGACUCAUAUCAUACACUGUGGUGGACUUUCCAAAGCUUGGCAGAGUUGUGAAGGUUGAGAAGGACAAUGUGACGCUCGAAGUGGCUAACUUCACCCAAAGAAUGGUUGAUGAGAAUAUGAUUGCAUAUGAGCAUACACGCACUGAGGCUGUAGAUUGGAGUGCUGAAGACUCAUUUCAAUUUGUAGUGUAUUCCUCGCCGGCCUCAUUGGAACCCCAGGAGUUUCACAUCAUCAUCUCCUAUGAUAUUGUUGGACGAUCCAGUCGUCUUCUUGCAAAUGCAGGCGCUACUGUUACAGAAGGUGAAAAAGUAAUAAUUGACAAAUUCAAGUUGGAUGCUUCUAACCUAAUGGCCAGACUUCCAGAACCUCAGCGCUUGCUGUAUGAAGUAUGGUAUCAAGUGACGUCCUUGCCAGUGUAUGGUGUGAUCAUUGUUGGUGAGCGUAACAUUACCAAGCAGAAACCCUACUUUUCUCAGUUUAUUGUGAACAAGUAUGGGAUAGCCUAUCUGCACGAUAAUUCAGAAAGCCUUAAGGAUAACUUUACCUUUGCUGCAUGGGGAAACCUAAAGAGCAAAGUUGCAUCAAGGCCCUUGAACGACAGUGAAGUGGUGGAAGAGCGGUUCAAUAUUACCAUUAUUCCAGUUAAUGAUCAACCCCCGGAGCUGAAAAGCAAAGCUCCCAGUUUGAAGGUUAUGCAGGGUUACAAUGCUGCAAUUACUUCUGACCAUUUAAAUGUUGUAGAUUUAGAUAACGCUCCAGAAGAAAUUAAAUACAGCAUUAUCAGUGGACCGAAUAAUGGCUAUGUGGCAGCAUCAAAGAAUCUGAGUAGGUCGAUCAAGCACUUUACUCAAGCUGAUAUCAAUAGUGGUGAAAUCUGGUUUGUUCAGGAUGGAAGCUCAUCAUCUGCGGUGUUUUAUUUCAGUGUCACUGAUGGUAAACACCGACCGUUGUACAAAUUAUUUAAUUUUGAGGUUAUACCUAUAGUCAUCACGCUUAUGAACAACACUCAACUGGAAAUUCAACAAGGACAAAGUAUGUGUACUAUCACCAAUGAACACUUGGCUGCACAAACUAAUGGGAAAGUUACGAUGAUACUUUAUGAAAUAACUAGGCCCCCACGGGCUGGACAUAUUUUACUUGGAAACAAUAGGGUGACCUUGUUUGAACAGGACGACCUUGUAAAAGGACAUUUGGUUUAUCAUAUGACCAACCUCUCUGCAUCACAGGAUAGUUUUGAGUUCAUGGUAAAGACUUCUGAAGGUAAUGUCACUGAGCAGCUAGUUAGCAUUAUUGUACGGCCUCUACUGAAAAUGGCAGAAGACUUUAAGAUACCAUCUGGAACUACUUGCUAUUUUGGAACAGAUGUGCUUGAUGCAAGUAGAUUGGCCAACCAGACUGGAAGUGUUCCCAGGUUUGAAAUAAAACUUUUACCUAUCUAUGGUAGAUUUGUAAGACCAAACCACAUGGUCAGGGGUCACAGAGAAGCCACAAACAUUUUUACUCAGAAAGACAUUGAACUAGGUCUUGUUCUGCUUGAGGUUGAAGCCAAUAUGACAGGAAUAGACUUGUUGAAUGAUUCUUUUGUAUUUAUUUUGACUGCAAACGAUGUCCAACCAGCGGAGGGUGUCUUUCUCUAUAGCAUUAUUCCGUUUAAUGGUUCAACAACACUAAACAACACAUGUGAAAAUCCACCACCUCUCGAUUCAUUUACAUCAGUUGCAGCAACUUCAGGAAGUUUACGACUUGGAGCACAAACAGAGGUUCCCACUCUCAAGCCUACUACAAUUAUGCUACGGUGGCGAAACAAAUCACACUGGGAAAAUCAUAAGAGUAAUGCCUCUGUCCCAGAUGUGACAUUGAGAGGUUAUGUGCCACGGGUAACAAUAGGGCCAGUCGGUGCAAAACCUGUUGCAAAUCCCAUUCGCAGUUCCAGGUCUCUGUAUAUAAUUCUGGCCCUCUCUUUUCUAGCACUUUUGAUCAUCGUUAUCUUUAUUGUGAUUUUGAUAAAACAAAAGAAGAAACCAAACCGCAAACCUUUAACAACUAAUUGUCCUAAUAACGGUGGCAUAAAGACUACGAGCUUUCUCCCAGUAGAGAGGAGCCCAACAGUGCCAGCUGUCACCGUCACGCACCUUAAUACUGGUAAUAGCAGCAGUCCCUCAUUGGCAGACAGACAGAACCAAACUUCCUCAACAGCCUCCAAGUCAAACGAAACCGCAACUUUACUUUAUAACUGUAAACAGAUUGAUGCAGAAAUGGUACAGCAUUGUCGUACGACCAAUCCAACCUUGAGGCUAAAUCAGUAUUGGGUUUGACAAGGUAACAAACCCAUUUCUAAUAGUAAACAUUGCAAAGCAAACUUUAUUCAGUUGGAAUCUCAAUUCGGUGUUCAUUUUUACAGAAAAUGGUCAGAACGUAAAAGUGACAACAUGGCAUCUUGAAAAUUAUGUUUUAAACUGAAGUUUCCAAAAUAUUUUAAAACGACAAACGGAUGUAAUUGUCCAGAUAUUAAGUCAAUUUGCAUGAUUUAUGAAUUUAUGCAUGAAACAUCUACAAAAAACACAUUGUAUGAAUGAUUAGAAUUGUUUGUGCCUAUUUCCUGUUGCAUUUCUAUCCAUCAAAAAAUUGGACAGGACACAUGCUGUUACGAUCCACGCUAAUACAAGUAUUACUUCACUGUCA
Messenger RNA from Amblyraja radiata (thorny skate), 7618 nucleotides. It is a transcript of the gene cspg4ba, whose product is annotated as chondroitin sulfate proteoglycan 4ba. Lineage: Eukaryota; Metazoa; Chordata; Chondrichthyes; Rajiformes; Rajidae. Gene Ontology annotation, biological process: anatomical structure morphogenesis. The transcript is spliced from 10 exons. The record is from RefSeq and is a predicted model, not a curated record. Bases 127 to 7251 code for a protein of 2374 amino acids.